UCAGCGGGAAUGUGCGACGUGGUGCAUCGCAGGUGUGAAAAAUGACCCAAGAACACGUCUUGACGCUUAGAAACCUCCUUAUUUUCGUCCCGGCGUAACUAUGCAUCACUGAACCAGUCAGUUUUCCCUCAAAUUUCUUUUAGUUUUUGACAUUAUCGUUUGAUCUGUGAUAGUGUUGUUAUUGUGAUGUGUAGUGUUAGUUGAUUCUUCCAACAUGUUCCACGGCAAAUUGCGGAUACACACCUGCCGGGUGAUCCUGCUGACGUCUCUGGUCUGGUUCUUGGUGGACGUCGUCAUCCUUUCGUUCUACUCCGAGUGCUUGGGGAGCUCGUGCAAGAAGCAGCCCCAGAGCGCGGAGCUCAAUUACUACGACGAUUACGAGGCCAAGGAUAAGAUCGAGGGGGUCAGCCACAGCAAUGGGGUCCAAGCGACGUAUAAACAGACGGAUUUGAGGCGGUGGCGGCCGGCGCCGACCGUCCUUCCGGCACAUGGGCUUCCAGGGGAGAUGGGCAAAGCGGUGCAUAUUCCCCCAGAGCAGGAGGGACUCAUGAAGGAGAAGUUUAAACUUAACCAGUUUAAUCUUCUGGCGAGCGACAUGAUCUCGCUGAAUCGGUCGUUGGCCGAUGUCAGGCUUGAAGGAUGUAAGGAUAAGAAAUACCCGAAACUGCUUCCGACGACUUCGAUCGUCAUUGUUUUCCAUAAUGAAGCAUGGUCGACUUUAUUGAGGACCGUUUGGAGUGUUAUCAAUCGGUCUCCACGGCCCUUACUCAAGGAAAUUAUUCUAGUGGAUGAUGCCAGCGAGAGAGAGCAUUUAGGUCGAAAACUCGAAGAAUACGUCCAGACUCUUCCCGUUCCCGUGAUCGUUUUGCGCACACAUAAACGUUCAGGAUUGAUCAGAGCCCGACUUUUAGGGGCGAAACACGUCAAAGGUCAAGUGAUCACUUUUUUGGACGCUCAUUGUGAAUGCACGGAAGGAUGGCUUGAGCCGCUUCUUGCACGCAUCGUCCAAGAUAGAAAAACCGUCGUUUGUCCGAUAAUCGACGUCAUUUCGGACGAGACUUUCGAAUAUAUCACGGCCUCGGACAUGACCUGGGGCGGCUUUAAUUGGAAACUGAAUUUUAGAUGGUAUCGAGUGCCGCAACGGGAGAUGGAACGCCGCAACAAUGACCGCACAGCCCCCUUGCGCACCCCCACGAUGGCCGGGGGGCUCUUCUCCAUCGACAAGGAGUAUUUCUACGAGCUGGGUUCGUACGACGAAGGUAUGGACAUCUGGGGCGGCGAGAAUCUCGAAAUGAGUUUCAGGAUAUGGAUGUGCGGAGGCACCUUGGAGAUAGCCACGUGUUCCCACGUCGGACACGUGUUUCGCAAAUCAACACCUUACUCGUUUCCGGGUGGAACGAGCCGAAUUGUCAACCACAACAAUGCACGUCUUGCUGAAGUUUGGCUCGACCAAUGGAAGGAUUUCUACUAUAACAUUAACCCAGGUGCGCGAAGUGUGCCGGUUGGAGACGUUUCCGCAAGGAGAGAGCUCAGAGAAAGACUGAAAUGCAAGAGCUUCCGGUGGUACUUGGAAAACGUGUAUCCAGAAUCGCAGAUGCCUUUGGAAUAUUAUUACCUCGGAGAUAUCCGCAAUGUCGAAACGAAGAACUGCCUGGACACGAUGGGCCGAAAAUCGGGCGAGAAUUUGGGCAUGACGUACUGCCACAAUUUGGGCGGUAAUCAAGUUUUCGCCUACACCAAGCGCCAGCAGAUCAUGUCGGACGACAACUGCUUGGACGCUAGUAAUAAAAAGGGGCCCGUCAAGUUGGUACGGUGUCACGGAAUGGGUGGAAACCAGGCGUGGGCCUACGACGAAGUGGAUAAGACCAUCAAACAUGUAAAUACGGGCAGUUGCCUGCAACGGCCUGACCCUAGUGAUAUGAAUCUUCCGUUGUUGAGGCCGUGCAAUUACAGUCCGGGUCAGCAGUGGAUAAUGGAGAGUGAUUUUAAAUGGCAGGCUCGGAAUCACCACGAGGACAGAUAGGCCUGAAAUAAAAGUGUUGGCAACGUUAUUCCUGAAGACUAGUCAAGUCAUGUUGCAUUUAAUUGAGUGAAAAUGAAAAUGAUUAUUUUUGUAUGUUUUAUUGUGUCAGUAUUUAUCAAUUCGACAUUCCAAAAGUUUGAAACUCAAGGCUAACGUUGCCAACUUCAUUGUGAUCGUUACACGAUCGUAACUCUUCCUAAUUUUUAAGACUUUGAGAAUCUAAAAACGCAUAUUAUACAUCUGAACAAGUUGUUAUAACUGCCAUUUGUACAUAGAGCUAAAACGUAGGGUGGAGAGCCCUUAAUGAGUCGAUAUCUAUCACAAAUUAGGUUAGGUUUGUAAGAGGUGGACGAUUUUGUUUUACAGGUCUAACAGGGUUGAUUUGUACAACGAAUGAAUUGAAUAAAUACGACUUCCUUCUCUCGUAGUCUAGCUGAUGGAAUCAAAUAGCAUAUCAGAAUGUAUAAAAUAUCAGUUGUUUUUUAGUUGUGGAGUGAAUUUUAUAGUGAUUGCCAUGACUCAUGUUUAUUGUACAUCGAUUGUUAAUUUAUUUCAUAAUUUUAAGAGAACUUGUAAUUAGUAGCAGCUAAUUCGCUCACGUUGUUAAUUAUUUUAGGCGACUCAUACUUAAAGUGUACAAUAAGUUUUAGGGAUUAAGUUUGCCUCGUAUACAUAUCCCACAAUCAACUAAAUCCUAUUUCUUUAAUGAUCAAAUUGUUGAUACAUACAACCAAAAUUUUAUAGGCGUAGGUGGUGGUGCAAUCCAUAGCUUGUAUUACUCAAAAAUUUAUUAAUAAAUUAUCUAAAAAAGAGAGAA
This is a messenger RNA of Tribolium castaneum (red flour beetle), 2840 nucleotides long. RefSeq names its product Polypeptide N-Acetylgalactosaminyltransferase 5 (gene Pgant5). The record is from RefSeq and is a predicted model, not a curated record. The transcript is spliced from 9 exons. Gene Ontology annotation, molecular function: polypeptide N-acetylgalactosaminyltransferase activity. Lineage: Eukaryota; Metazoa; Arthropoda; Insecta; Coleoptera; Tenebrionidae. Gene Ontology annotation, cellular component: Golgi apparatus. The coding region runs from base 215 to 2023 and encodes 602 amino acids. Gene Ontology annotation, biological process: protein O-linked glycosylation.